AUGGGGAAGGCUUUGACUGAGGUGUUACCUAACACAUGGCACGGCUUGUGUAUAUGGCAUCUAAUGCAAAAUGGUAUAAAGCAUAUGGGCUACAUGAUGAAAGAUGGUUCAAAAUUUUUAGUAGACUUGAAGAAGUGUAUGUUUCAUUAUGAUGAUGAAUCACAAUUAGAAAUUGCAUGGGAUAAACUAAGGAGUGAUCAUCAGGUUGAAGAAAAUUCAUGGUUAGACCGUAUUUAUUGUCUUAAAUAUAAAUGGGCCAAGUGCUACAUGAAGGAAACAUUGACUAUAGGAAUGCGGAGUACACAACUAAGUGAAAGUAUAAAUGGUGACAUGAAAGAUUACUUAAGUUCAACUCUUAACCUUGUACAAUUUUUCAAGCACUUCGAAAGGGUUGUGGUUGACAAGCGUGCUAACGAGUUGAAGGCAGAGUUUGAUACAAGAAAUAAACUUCCAAGAAAUUUAUUCAUAAACUCACCUGUUAUGAAUCAAGCAGCAAGAGUUUACACUCCUAAAAUAUUUGAAAAACUUCAGAAACAGUAUGAAUGGAUUCCAGCAUGCUACAUCAAGAAAAUUAUUCGGAAUGGCACCUGUUAUGAAUGUGUAGUCUCAACAUUUGGAAAAGAAGAUGAAUGUACAGUGUCAUGCAACCUAAAGGAGCAUAUGAUUCGUUGUAGUUGUAGAAAAUUUGAGACAUUCGGCAUUCUUUGUCGGCAUGUUUUUAAAGUUCUAGAUGUCAAUGAUUUUAAAUACAUUUCAGGUGCAUAUAUAUUGAGGAGAUGGACACGGACAGCAAGAAGUACAAUUGUACAUGAUACUGAAGGAAAAGUUGUUGUGGAUGAUGUCCAAUUGGAUUGUUCACAAAGGUAUAUGCGUAUUUGUCCUAAAUUGGUUAGGAUUGCAGCAAUAACAUCAAAUUCAUCUGAGGGUUAUGCUUAUGUGGACAAUGUUGCUGAUGAGAUCUGUACACAUCUGAAAAUUUUAAAUAUUAGCUUUGAUGGGCAGGAUGAUGAAAGAGUUCUAGUUAAAGAUACUGUUGUCAACAAUGGAUUAACUCUCAAGACAAAAAAUGGUCCAAAAGAAGGUGGUAGACGCAAGAAGAGUUGGGUGGAAAAUCAAGGAAAGAAAAAGAAAAAAAGUGUUAAGGGAAUGACGGAUGAUUCUUCACAGGAAAUGCAACAAGCUUGUACACCUUUUGAAAUACACCAUUCGAUUUCACCUUUUGAAAUGCAACAAGCUCAUUCGCCUUUUGAACCUGACCAAAUGAAUGACAAUCAAAGUUUCAGUACUACAUUGUUGAGAAAGAGAAAGACGGAAAUAGAGGGUCAGGUUUCAGAAGCAAUGGCAACGUCUAACUCUCGAUAUGUAGAGGAUGAAUUUCAGACAUCGGAUUAG
This is a messenger RNA of Macadamia integrifolia, 1392 nucleotides long. RefSeq names its product protein FAR-RED IMPAIRED RESPONSE 1-like. The coding region runs from base 1 to 1392 and encodes 463 amino acids. The transcript is spliced from 2 exons. Lineage: Eukaryota; Viridiplantae; Streptophyta; Magnoliopsida; Proteales; Proteaceae. Gene Ontology annotation, molecular function: zinc ion binding. The record is from RefSeq and is a predicted model, not a curated record. Gene Ontology annotation, biological process: regulation of DNA-templated transcription.